AUGGCCGCCGAGAAGCCCGACCGCAAGGAGAAGAAGGACAAGAAGCGCUCCGUGUCCGACGGCGCCAUCAAGAAGGACAAGAAGGAUAAGAAGGACAAGAAGGAGAAGAAGGAGAAGCUCGAGCGCGCCCUCGACGAGCACCUCCAGGCUGACGUCGCCGCGACCACCGUCGCCAGCGGCGAUGUCACCACCGUCGUCGCCGAUGGCCUCCCCGUCGUCGGCGCCCUCGUGCCCUUUGCCGUGCCGUUGGCCGAUGAGAAGGCCAUGAAGAAGGUCAUGAAGUCCAUUCGCAAGGCCGCCAAGAACAACACCCUCAAGCGCGGCGUCAAGGAAGUCGUCAAGACCCUCCGCAAGUCCCCCGCCGCCGGCCCCGGCAACACCGCCUUCCCCGGCGUCGUCGUCAUCGCCGGCGACAUCUCCCCCAUGGACGUCAUCUCCCACCUCCCCGUCCUCUGCGAGGACCACAACGUCCCCUACAUCUUCGUCACCUCCCGCGCCGAGCUCGGCGCCGCCGCCAAGACGAAGCGCCCUACCUCCGUCGUCAUGGUCUCGGAGAAGCGCUCCGCCGCCGACAGCAAGAAGGCCGAGAAGAAGGCCGGCGAGUCCAAGGGCGACGACGAGGAGGACGACGGCGAGGACUACUCCGAGGUCUACGCCGCGCUCGUCAAGCUCGUGCAGAAGGAGACUGCUAAGCAGUCCUUCUGGGCAUAG
Molecule: messenger RNA, 711 nt
Organism: Colletotrichum abscissum
Lineage: Eukaryota; Fungi; Ascomycota; Sordariomycetes; Glomerellales; Glomerellaceae
Product: ribosomal protein L7Ae/L30e/S12e/Gadd45
Exons: 2
Coding region: 1-711 (236 amino acids)
Biological process (GO): ribosome biogenesis
Cellular component (GO): nucleolus; ribonucleoprotein complex
Molecular function (GO): RNA binding
Source: RefSeq, a predicted model, not a curated record